Lactuca saligna is the source of this 4706-nucleotide messenger RNA. NCBI's taxonomy places the organism in Eukaryota, Viridiplantae, Streptophyta, Magnoliopsida, Asterales, Asteraceae. The record is from the annotation of a GenBank genome assembly.
AAUCAAUCAAACUUAGCCAACCCAUCGAGAAAUUUCCCCCAACAGCCAAUUUCUUCCAACAUUAUACUUUCUUAAUCUUCACUUUUUCCCAACAUUUUAGCUUUCUCGGAUUAACUAUCUUUCGAGUUUUCAAUCAACUCGACCAAUUCCCAUAUAAGGGAUUCAUUUUUUCCUGCAUUUGGGGGUCAGAAAUGGGCUAAGAAAUUUCAUAUCUUUUUGUCUUAAUUUGGGUUUGAAUCUUUUCGAAUCAUCUUGAAGGCAAAAAGAUUUAUGGGUUUCUUUUAAGUUUUGUUUCUGAUUCUCAAUUGGCAGAGAAAUCUUGUGGAAUUUAUCCGAGAAAGAAAUCGUGGGUUUUGUUUGGAGAUUCAUUGUGAAACAAGAAUCAUAAAAAGAUUGGAAAUUUCAUGAAAUGUUGAUUAUUGUCAGCAUCCGGGUUUGAUUGGAGACUCUAUCUGUAGGUUAAAGAUCACAUUAUUGUUGGGAAUUUAGUGAGGUUUUGAAUCUUUAUAUAUUGCAAAAGCAAAAGAGAUUUGAGCUUGUUUGGGGAUAGAUUUAUAGGCUUGAAUCAAUGCCCAAUUCGGCGUAAUUUUAUAAACAAAACAUCGAUUCAAAUGAAAAGGGCAGUUUCAUGGAAUGCAACAGUCUCGUACGCCAAAAGGCUUGGUUAUGUAGGCGUUUUUGUAGCUCUUUUUUGUGUGUUUUUGGUAGAUCUUUUGGAAGGAAAUCAUUGGAUCCAUAAAAAAGCCUCAUAUGACAAUGGACCCGAUUGGAGACCUCAAUAUAUCGACCAAAAUACAUUUGAACAAAAUCCUAUAGCUAACGAGGAUUUUAAUCUACUUUACUUCAAGUCCAAAACAUCAAAAUCCAACGAUGAAAAACAAGGGUGGCAAGAAAAGCUUUUCAAAUCAUAUCAUUGUGAUGAUCAUGAUCAUCUUGAGAAGAAGGAAUGCCCCAUUCAUGAGGACCCUUCAAGCUCACCAUCUAUGGCCAAAAGGUCUCCUAUUCGGGCCCUACUUACAUCACCUAAUGAAUUGCCGAAUUCCUAUCAUAGACCCUCUCGUAAGCUUAUAGAUUUGGGAGGGUUGGGUGGAUCAGCUGUAUUGAUAGUUGUUGUGGUGUCGACUGUGGUGGCAACAUUGGGUGUUUUUGCAGUCGUGUUGUUUUGUUGUGUUGGACGUGACGCUCUUAAACCCGGGGCUAAAGGACAAAAGGACAAUAAACUUGUUGUCGAUGUAGGCUCUAAGGGCUCUAAAACUGAAUUAGGUCCUUCACAAAAACCGACUGAAGUGUCGGAUCGGCCUCCGAAGACCACCAAUUUGGCCAACGACAACCAUCGUCCAUCGGAAACAGGACCUUUACCACUCCCACCAGGCAAAACCACUCUUCGAGGACCAGGAAAACCCUGCCGUCGAUUACCAGGGCAAGCCUCUUUCCAAUCACCAGCACCGCCGUCGUCGCCGCCGCCGCCUCCUCCACCACCAGCCGUCUCAACACCACCAGGUCGAAAAGCUCCACCAUCACCUCCUACCAUACCUACCGCUCCACAACCACCACCACCGCCUCCGGGUGGUCGCCCUGCUCCACCAAACCCAAGUAAUAUGAAAACACCUGCAUCUGGAAAGCAAACGCAAACCACUGUUAAUAAAGAUGAAAAGAAACAAGAUGGAGAUUCUGAUAGCCCAAAAGUAAAGUUAAAGCCGUUUUUCUGGGACAAGGUGAACGCUGUUCAGGGUCGUUCCAUGGUUUGGCACCAUCUUAAAGAUGGAUCAUUCCAGUUGAAUGAGGAAACAAUGGUGGGUCUAUUCGGAUAUGUGGCUGCUCAAAACAAGAAAGAACGUAAUGGGAAAAUGGAAUCGAACUUACAUCCGCAAGCCAAGUUGAUUCAGAUCAUCGAUGUAAAAAAAUCUCAGAAUUUAGCGAUUCUUCUAAGAGCAUUGAACGUGACCACUGAACAAGUCUGUGAAGCUGUCAAAAAAGGUACCCAACUUCCCGUUGAGCUUAUUGCAACUCUGUUGAAAAUGGCACCAAAUCAAGAAGAAGAACUAAAACUCCGGUUAUAUAACGGCGACAUCAACCAACUUGGCCUUUCAGAACGUUUUCUCAAAGACUUGGUUGAAAUCCCAUUUGCGUUUAAACGACUUGAAGCUUUAUUGUUCAUGGGUGCCCUUCACGAGGAUUACCAUAUGGCUAAAGAAUCAUUCGCGACGUUGGAGGUAGCUUGCGACAAGCUUAUAAGCAGCAGACUCUUCCUCCGGCUACUAGAAGCGGUUUUGAAGACGGGAAAUCGAAUGAACGAUGGUACGUAUCGUGGUGGAGCCCAGGCGUUCAAGCUGGAUACGCUUUUGAAGCUUUCGGAUGUGAAAGGGACCGAUGGAAAAACGACGCUUUUGUCGUUUGUGGUUCAAGAAAUAAUCCGAUAUGAAGGAAUUAAAGUGGCUAGAACACGAGGUCUUGAUCUAACCCAACAAACACCGGAAUCUUUAAAAAAACUUGGUAUGGAGGUUGUGUCGAAGCUAAGUGAGGAGCUUAACGACGUGAAAAAAGCAGCACUCAUUGACGGCGAUAACCUAACGUCGACAGUUUCAAAAUUGGGGAACAUGAUGAAGAAAACGAAAGAGUUUAUGAGCGACGAGAUGACAACCGCCGAAGGAGCUACAGAGUUUAAUGACGCUCUCACGAGGUUUAUGGAGUAUGCAGAAGCCGAUAUCACAUGGAUGAUCGAAGAAGAGAAACGGAUAAUGGCGAUGGUGAAGAACACCGGGAAUUAUUUUCAUGGACAGUCAGGGAAAGACGAAGGGUUAAGGUUGUUUUCGAUCGUUCGUGGUUUCUUGCAGAUUUUGGAUACGACGUGUAACGAAGUGAGAAAAACAUUGGCGAUGCAAACGAGGAUGGAGGCACUGCGGUCGCCGGCAUCCGAUGAAAAUGGGAGAAAAAAUAAACGGUGGCAGAAGACACGAAAUAGGAUUAUGUUCAUGAAAGAUGCAGUGAACAUGAUACUUGAAGCACUUUAUGAUGAUGAAGAGACACCACGUGCUCCUCAUGAUCCACCUGGUUUGCCGGUGACUUGUGAGCCGGGACAAAUUCCGACACCCCCUGCUUUACCGAGUGUUCGUGAUAAAUUAGUUCGCCUGGCUUUGAAUAAUCAGAAAUUGGAUGAUUCCGAUUCUGAUUCAGGUGAUUGGAGCUCUGAUGACGACGAGGAAACGUACCCAAAUCUUACCAAACGAUCUUCACGAAAAGUGGAUGAUUUAGAUGCCGAUGAUUGGAAUUUAGACGAUGAUGAUGAAACAAUGGAGUUGGGACCAUUUGAUUUUGAAGAAACAAACCCACAGUCGUCAACAUCGGAUGUUGAGAAUGGAGUAGUCAUCCCGGGGAAACAGAUAGAUGAUUCAGAUGUAAAUGGUUGGCAUUCAGAUGAUGACAGAAUCAUUCAGAGUCAAAACGAGACACAACAUAUGCCAGAAUUACCUGUUGCUAAAGAGUCUGAACCAUUUGAUGUUGAAAAAACAAACAGACAGUCAUCGACAUCGGAUAUUGAGAAUGGAGUAAUCAUCCCAGUGAAACCGAUGGAUAAUGAUAACGGAAUAGAGCAGAGUCAAAAUGAGUUACAACAUACGCCGGAAUUACAUGUUGAAGAGCCAAAACCAUUUGAUUUUGAAGAAAAAAACCGACAAUUGUCGACAUCGGAUAAUGAGAAUGGAAUACUCAUACCAGUGAAGCAUGAUUCCGACGUAGAUGGUUUGGAUUCAGAUGAUGACGGAAUAGAGCAGAGUCAAAACGAGGCACGACAUAUGCCGGAAUUACCUGUUGUUGAAGAGCCGGAAUCAUUUGAUAUUGAAGUAACAAACCGAGAGUUUUCAACAUUGGAUUUUGAGAAUGAAGUAUUGAUCCCGUUGAAGAAAAUGGAGGAUCCCGAUGUAGAUGGUUGGCAUUCAAAUGAUGAUGGAAUAGAGCAUAGUCAAAACGAGGCACGACAUACACCGAAAUCACCUGUUGUUGAAGAGCCAGAAUCAUUUGAUAUUGAAGUAACAAAUCGACAAUUAGAGAAUGAAGUAUUGAUCCCUGUGAAGCAAAUGGAGGAUUCUGAUGUAGAUGAUUGGCAUUCACAUGAUGAGGAAAUAGAGCAGAGUCAAAACGAGGCACCACAUACACUACAACUACCUGUUGCUGAAGAGCCUGAACCAUUUGAUUAUGAAGAAACAAACCGACAGUCUUCGACAUCUGAUAUUGAGAAUGAAGUAUUGAUCCCGAUGAAGGUGAUGGAUGAUUCCGAUGUAGACGAUUGGCAUUCAGAAGAUGGUGGAAUAGAUCAUAGCGAAAACGAAACCCUACAUUCACCGGAAUUACCUAUUGCUGAAGGGUCGGAACCAUUUGAUUUUGAAGAAACAAACAGACGGUCAUCGACAUCGGAUUUUGAGAAUGAAGCACCGAUCCCGGUGAAGCGGAUGGAUGAUUCCGAUGUAGAUGAUUGGCAUUCAGAUGAUGAGGGAAUAGAGCAGAGUCAAAACGAGGCACAACAUACGCCGGAAUCACCUGAAGAGACAAGUCAAAGAUCAUCGGACUCUAAGGAUAGUGUGGUGGAUUUUUCAGAUGCAAAUGGGUGGAGUGCAGUCGAUAAGAUACUGCCAACGACGAUUGAAGAUGAACAAAGCCAAAUGGGUGAUUCAAGUAUAGAUGAUAAUGAGAGUGUGUAUGCAACACCAUAA